Myxocyprinus asiaticus (Chinese sucker) is the source of this 7836-nucleotide messenger RNA. It is a transcript of the gene ssh1a, whose product is annotated as slingshot protein phosphatase 1a. The record is from RefSeq and is a predicted model, not a curated record. Gene Ontology annotation, molecular function: actin binding; protein tyrosine/serine/threonine phosphatase activity. Gene Ontology annotation, cellular component: cytoplasm. The transcript is spliced from 16 exons. Gene Ontology annotation, biological process: protein dephosphorylation; actin cytoskeleton organization; negative regulation of actin filament polymerization. NCBI's taxonomy places the organism in Eukaryota, Metazoa, Chordata, Actinopteri, Cypriniformes, Catostomidae. The coding region runs from base 470 to 3514 and encodes 1014 amino acids.
CCAUGGCUCUGGUUACCCUGCAGCGCUCGCCCACUCCCAGCGCGGCGUCCACGUCCAGCACCGCCACCACAAACGCGGGGGAGGACUUUGGAAGUGAUGAUGAGCGCCGGCUAAAUCAGAGAAGACAGACCGCUUCAUGCACAAACACACACACAGUGUGCUUCAUCUCUUCCUGGAUAAUUGCAAAGAGAAGGGAACAGGUUUUUCCUCCUCUAUUAUCUGAGAGAGAGAGGGAGGGAGAGAGAGAGCACAGCAGGAACUUGCUCGCACACUCAGACAGCGUCAGACCGAGUUACAGACAAGAGACUCACUCCUCUUCUCUGCGCGAAAUGUUCCUUCUUUUAUAACUGACCGAAGCACGCUGCUGCAGACCGGGGCGAAGGAGAGCUCCCUGCAGCCAGCAGGAUGCAUCUGGUCGUGGACUCCUGUCAGGACGUUGUGAUGAAGAUGCUGCCGUACUUUGUGGAGAAUGCAUUUGUCACACAGAGACAGAUCUACCACAUGUGAUCUAAGUGAGAGCUUCUUCAUGGUGAAGGGGGCCGCUCUCUUUUUGCAGCAGGGCAGUUGUCCACAGGGUCAGAGAGGUCAACCUUACCACAAACAAGCAGGUGAAUUACCUCAGCAUCUACAGGUGAUGAUCAACAUUCUUCGCUCUGAGGAUCGUAUCAAACUUGCAGUGCUGUUAGAGAGUGCAUGGUCGGACCGUGUGCGCUACAUGGUGGUGGUCUACACCAAUGGCCGACAAGACACAGAGGAAAACAUCCUGCUGGGCAUGGACUUCAGCAACAAAGACAGUAAGAACUGCUCUAUUGGGAUGGUGCUGCCUCUUUGGAGCGACACUAAAAUUCAUUUAGAUGGUGAUGGGGGCUUCAGUGUGACUACCGCAGGGCACACACACAUCUUCAAGCCUGUGUCAGUCCAGGCCAUGUGGUCAGCUUUACAGAUCCUACACAAGGCGUGUGAGGCCGCACGUAGGUAUAACUAUUUCCCUGGUGGCAUGGCGCUCACAUGGAUGGGAUACUAUCAGAGCUGUAUCAGCUCAGAACAGAGCUGCAUUAAUGAAUGGAAUGCCAUGCAGGACCUGGAGACACUGCGACCGGACUCUCCAGUCAUCUUUGUAGACAAGCCAACAGAGAGAGAGAGAACAGAAUGCCUAAUCAAAGCCAAACUCAGGAGUAUCAUGAUGUGCCAGGACCUGGAAAACGUCACGUCCAAAGAGAUCCGUAAUGAGCUGGAACAACAGAUGAACUGCAACCUGAAAGAUUACAAAGAGUUUAUAGACAACGAGAUGCUGCUUAUUCUUGGGCAGAUGGACAAAGCCUCUCUCAUCUUUGACCAUCUUUAUUUGGGUUCUGAAUGGAAUGCUUCGAAUCUAGAGGAACUUCAGGAAACUGGGGUGGCCUACAUCUUAAAUGUUACAAGGGAAAUAGAUAACUUCUUUCCAGGAACAUUCUGCUACCACAAUGUCCGGGUGUACGACGACGAGGCAACAGACUUACUGGCCCACUGGAAUGAUACUUACAACUUCAUUGUCAAAGCAAAGAAAAAUCAGUCUAAAUGCUUGGUUCACUGCAAGAUGGGUGUUAGCCGCUCUGCUUCUACAGUAAUUGCCUAUGCCAUGAAAGAAUAUGGCUGGUCUCUGGAAAAGGCCUAUAACUUCGUCAAACAGAAGCGAAGUAUCACACGUCCUAAUGCCAGCUUCAUGAGGCAGCUGGCAGAGUAUGAGGGCAUAUUGGAUGCCAGUAAACAGCGCCAUAACCGUCUAUGGCAUCCUGAUUCAGAGUGUGAUCACCUUGACUGCCAGCAAUCUGCUGCCUCUUGUUGUAUAAACGCAGAGGCUGUGGAUCACAUCACCCCCAAUCUCACGAACCCUACAUUCACAGUAUGCUGUGAGCCUGCUGUGCACUCCUAUCCUAUCAGCCUAGACCUGGACCCUGCCCACCCACAAAACUACCACUACUACUUCCGCCGCCUGUCUGACUCCGCCCUCGACAGCGAGCCAUCCACUCCGAUUUAUGCUCCACCUUUGGGGGAUGUAGAUCGUCUUUACAUUGAGGUUGCAGAUGUGGAGGAAGAUGCACUUCUUGAUGAUGAAACAUUUGAGGGGCUCGAGGGACUUCCUUUAUCUCACUUUAGUGUUCCUGGAGAGGGCAUGGCCGCCCAGACCUGUUCUCGAGGGGCAGAGCCUCUAGAGGAACUACGUCUGCGGUUGGAGUUUAGCACGGUGGAGGAGGAGGAUGAAGAGGAGGCUCAGAGAGAGCAAGAAGAGAUGGCAGCAUUAGCAGAGGGAAUGAAGAUUGGAGAUGGGAAUGGGGGAGGAAGAAAAGAAAAUGAGGAAGAGUCAAAUGAAAAGGGGAUUGACCUAGCGAGCAUGAACCAUCUGUGCAACAAAAAUUCCAACAACAACAACCACAUCAGAACACAAAAAAUUCUCACUGAAAGUGCCCAUCUGAAGCAGUAUGCUAAGCCCAGGCAUCCUCGUGGCUCGCCAUUGACUUCCAAGCCCACCCAGAGUGCUCUGUUAGAGGCUAACAGACAAGGUCUUGCCCCCUUACCCCUUCACAGUGUGCCCAGUAUCUCCAUUCAAACGCCACCCUGUGCCAACUUGUCCAUGACAGCCAAGUGUGGUAAGCCUGCCACUGAUCUGUGCCUUGAUGCCAAUGCAAUGCCCUUGGGGUGUAAGGAAAAGCCAGUAAGCAAAUCCCUUGACGAUCUCCACCAGGACAAUGGGACACCAUUUCAGGAGGACAAGGGGGAUGGAGAUACUGAUGUACAAGGUUCCUCUGCUCUUCCAAGAAAUGAAAGCAAGAUCAAAGGUUUGGAGAAGGAUGAGGCCACUUGCUCCCCACAACAACAAGAGACUCUAAUCCAGUUGCAAAGGUCCGGCCUUGUUCGCCGUCGUACAGAGCGCUUGGAAAAACUCUCUGGUCUUUUUCAGGAGCGUGCACGUGCAAACGAGCAACGGGGAGCUAAUUCAAGCACAGCUGAUGAUGCAACAAACAGUUUCAAUGAUCCAGCUGACCCAUUCCAAAAGCCCUUUGGAACACGGAUAGAUUACUCUACUGAAGCUGCAGUUCCAUUGACAAACGAGGCCUUGCUGGCCGUUCUAGGGUCGGGUGGCUUGACGCCCGUCUCGUCCCCGCAUGGUUCCACACUCACCCGCAGCUCCAGCAGCGACAGCCUUCGCAGCGUCCGUGGUAAACCAGGCCUUGUGCGUCAACGUGCACAGGAAAUUGAAGCCCGUAUGCGACUAGCAGGACUAACCGUACCUUCUCGACUCAAGCGUUCCAACUCUCUUGCCAAACUGGGCAGCCUUACCUUCUCAUCUGAGGAUUUGUGUUCGGUGUGCUCCUCUGAUGCAGGAACCCUUCUCAUGCUCUCGUUUUCCCCAGAACCUGAGCGCUCAGUCAGCCCAGAAUGGGCCAGACCUUGGGCCUCACCCUCUUCCUCAACCUCCACCAACAUAGAGGUCUUCAACCAAAUGGAAGAAGGAACUGGAGAAUCCAGGAGCUGACAGCAAGAGUGGAAGCUUUUAGUGCAACGAUACCUUUGGCUUCAAUUUCAGCUGAACUUAUAUAUUUAUAUAUUUUUUAAAACAUUUCAGUCACUUGGGAACAUUUGCCAAGCCAAGCUCUUGCUGUGGGAGAAACAGAUUUUACAAGUUGGGUAAAGAGUGCGCCCUACAAAAGAAUGGUUUGAGAGAGUAGCUUUGAAUUGCUUCUAUGUUUUGAAUAUAAACAUAUAUUUAACAGAUAGGUAUCCAAAAUUUUCAGGACAGGCUUUCAUUGCAUUGGAACCUAAUUGGAUGUGUAUUACACAUUUGAAUCCCAUGUUCAUGUUGGACAACUGCACUGACUGACAAACGGUUUGUGAGGUUUACAGCUCUUAUUGCUGUUUUGAAAGCAAAAUAAGAACUCACCAUAAAAGAGACCAUUACUGAAAGAGUCCAAAUAGACCAUUGUGUAAUGUUUCCAUCUGUCCACCCAUUUAUCGCACCAUAAAUCACUUAUUUGGAGACCAGUACAAGUCACAGAUUCCUUCGGACAUGGUCACAAAUUUGAAAAGGGUUUAAAAUCUUACUCCCUGCCAAGCUCUCACUUCCUGGCUGUACGGUGAAAGGAAAUGGACUCUCAACCAUGAUUAGGAAAGUUCUCAGUGUGCUGAUGGACAUUAUGAAUGUGCACAAGGAACCUCUGUUCAUUCAUACUUUUCUCUGGUAUCAUGUAUAUAACACUGAUGCUUUUCACACAGGUUUCAAAUCAAUACCUCAUACCAAUACAGUAAUGUUUGUAGACCAGGCAGGGGUUGAAGCUUAAAGACAACAUUUCUAUGGGUGGGCCCCUGGACUAUAGAGGAGUUUAGUGCAAACCCCCCACCCCCACCGUCACGUGGCCCAGGAAAACAUUGUACCCCCCAAGACAAUGGUCCUAAGCCAGGCUGAUAGUGAAACAUGAUGACUGGCUACAUUUCAGUGUUCACACACAGUGCAGUGUGUGUUGAGGGUCAUUCAAACUGAAUAACCAAGAGAAAGUUUGUUUUAGAUUCUUCCAUUCUUCUAAUACUUGAUAAGGGUGAUAUGAAAGACAAUCAAUCACAAUCGGGCAAAGUCAAGCACCGCACGCACUCAAUCUGAGAUCAACUUGCAGGUGGCUGUUCUCUUUCCACUGAAACGCUCACAGAUGCAGUUGCUGUUUUGAAGAAUGUGACUAUCCGUGUUGCUGUCAUUGAGGCCUGUUGUAUUUCAGUUUGAAAAAAGAGCAAAUGGGUUUAGGGCAGAUAUGGGUCACUGCCUUUGCUGUUACAGUCUCUAAUAGCACAUACGUGUGCUUUGAGGGGUUUGAUAAAAAUGGGACCUUUAUUUUAGUGUCAUUAGCAGAAGAGACGCUCCAUAUUUCCAAAGGCGAUACAAAUCAUUUACUUUCCAAGGUAAAGAGAGACUGUUAUAUAUUUAAAAUCUUUUCCCUGACACAGUAGUGAAAAUUCUUGGAAUGAAAGGAAAUGAUCUGAGCGAGGCUGUUACUACUUAGUACUCACAGUUAGUUUUCCAUAAUGAAACCAAGGUAAAGUGGAAUGGCCUUUUUGAACAAAAUCUUUACAGAUGGAGAAUUGAAGAUCACACUAAUGCUGAACCAAGAACAGACAGCAUGGGACUUAUAAGGCAAAUACAGUAUGUGACAUGAUUUUCAUUCAAUUGAAAUAGUUUAGCUGUGAGGGUGUAUCUCUAUGGGUAAAUUUCACAAAAACAUGUCCAGAUCACGCUUAACCCCCAAAUAACGAAAAUAGAAACAAUAUACUGCAUGUAAAAACAAAGCCUGUUUUUAGGACCAUUAACAUGUUAAUUUGAUUUUCAUUAUUCUCAAGUUGCCAUUCUCAUUUCUCAUUUCUGUAAUACAGUAUUUUUGACUGUAUUACAGUCAAUAAAAUUCAGCAAAAUCAUUUUUAUUUAAAUCAGUAUAAACGUACAGCCAGUACAACAAAUACAAACUGCUAUACUGUGUAAAUACUACACAAUUUACAUUUAUUUUUGUUAUUACAGUAAUGAGAAUUAAGGGGGAAUUGUGCUUAAAAAAUUUCUUAAAAAAAUAAAAAAAGCCAAAAUCUGGGUUCCAGUGAGACACAUAAUGAAAGUGAAAGGGGCCAGUUUGUAAAUGUUAAAAUACUCAAUGUUUCAAAAGUAUAGCCACAAGACAUAAACAAUAUGUGUGUUAACAUGAUUUUAGGUCGAUAAAAUUACUUAUUUUACUGUGUAAAGUUAUAGCCAAUUUUACAACUUUGUUGCCAUGACGAUGUAAUGUCAACACACCCUGAUUACGACUGUAAAAAUGACGAUUUAAACGAACUGUACAGCUCAAAUAAUCCAUGAGUUUUAACAGAACAGUUCAUGCAAGUCCUUUUAUAAAAUUAUACGAUUCACAUUUCUGCCUUUUAACCCUCCAAAAAUUGGCCCUAUUAUCUUCCAUUGUAAGUGCCUCACUGUAACCUCGAUGUUGGCUUUUUUUUUUUUUUUUUAAAAGGAAGGACGAGUCCAAAUAAUUUUUUUGUGGUAAUCAACAUUAGGGUACAAACGCUGUCGAUUGGGCUUAACUUGUAUUGAACCCGGAAUAUUACUUUAAUUGUUAUGAAAAAUGAUUGCACAAUGCAAAAAAAAAAAAAAAAAAUGAAUGUCCUAAAUAUAGGUUUCGUUUUUACUUUUAGAAAAAUCUUAUUUUUGUCUUUUGAUUCUGGGGUGAAAUAUGACCCAGACAUGUUCUUGACAAGUAAGUCCAUCUGUAUCGGAGGACACUUGCCAUACCAGUUGAUGUGAUCACAAAAGCUCUGAUAACAACACACUUCUAUUUGUUUUCAUGUUCUGUUGUCAACGGGCCUUAAUUUACCAAUCGGCUGGCCAAUUACAACUUGCAUUGACGUACUUGAGGUUUAUUAUUAUGCAGCAUACUUUUACAAUAUUUUUUAAAACUGAUUUUGUACAUUUAUCUAUGCUGUCAAGUUUGAGCAAAUAUAAUGCGAAGCUGAAUGUGUGCGAGUGGUGCCUUGCACAUUGGCUACACCAUUACUGUGAACUAUUUAUGAAUAUGAAACCCUUUCAGAGAGUGUGUAUGUGUGUGCGUGUGCACGCUUUAAUGUUAAAGACAUGAGCAGGCUCAUACUGUAGUAAACACACUUUCCACCUCUACACACACUCCACAAUAUACUGUAUGUAAAUACUAUAUGUAUGUGGGUCAUAUAACAGAUUGCUGGGAGUUCAUGGUACUAGCCAACUUGAAUCAGUUCCUCAAUCCUGUACAUGGUUGCCUGCGGGUUUGCAUGGAUCAUUUUGGAUUGAAUGGGUAUCAUUCAUUUAAUUUAAUAUUCCUUCUGGGGCCUGAAUAUUAAACUGACAGGAGAAAACUAAGCUAUUAAACAGAACGGCGUUCUGUGUCACAAACUGUUACUUUCAUCCAUUUUGGAAGGCAAAACACACUGUGUGAAGUGGUAAACUGUGCCCCAAACCCCCCUUUCCCCAAAGUCUUUACCAUUUUGUGUCUGAUGCCAUAUUGUGGUCAAAUUAGAGUCAAAGAUUACAGAUUGAAUGUUAUUGGUUUCCUGCAUUGUCUUGUAUCAUCAACAUCAAGUGCCUUAUCUAAAAGCGCUAGAGGCAUAGUUCUGUGCUGCCUCCCAUCUAAUAAUGUUGCCAGUUAGGCAGUGAGAGAGAUUGAUGGGAUAAAUGGGCACAUUUUAAAACUGGCAGACAUUUCCUUUGCACUUGCUAGUACAUUUUAUUGUUGUAGUAGAGAAAAUAGAAAUAUACCAUUGAUAUUUGGCAAAUUUCCCUUGGCUUUUUGCAACAAGGGCAAAAGAACACAAACUGAUGAAAGGUAUUAGGGUUGCCAAGUUUUGAGUGAUUUUCCUUUCCAAAGAAGUGAGGAAGGACUGUAUGUUAUUCAAGUAAGAAGAGAUGACCAAAGUUCUGCAUUAAUUAUCAAUAUUAAAUAGCCACAUUAUCGAUGCUAUUGCUUUAGGAACUGCCAUAGAUUCUCGCUUGGGAGAGAUGGUGACAAUGGCUUGGAGAGAAUUUCAUCAAGUUACACUGGUUGUUCCUAAUUCAUCCAUUUGUAGACUUUCCACUUGUUGGAUGUUGAGCCUCUUUUUGUGAAUAAGCAAUGCUGUUUAAUUGCAGUGAUCACAAAUUAGGAAUGCUCUUUCCCUUUCAUGUUAUGUCACCCUUGUAUUGCUUUUAAACAUGCAGUAAUUGUGUCCUUUGUACUGCAGAUUUGCUGUAGUUUCAAUGCAUAUUGCACUUUGUACAUUUUGUUGAAAUGAUGUACUGUAUGUGUUUAUUAUGGUAAUAAACCUUUU